Molecule: messenger RNA, 2113 nt
Organism: Portunus trituberculatus (swimming crab)
Lineage: Eukaryota; Metazoa; Arthropoda; Malacostraca; Decapoda; Portunidae
Product: cytochrome P450 3A31-like
Exons: 7
Coding region: 125-1624 (499 amino acids)
Molecular function (GO): iron ion binding; oxidoreductase activity, acting on paired donors, with incorporation or reduction of molecular oxygen; heme binding
Source: RefSeq, a predicted model, not a curated record
GUCAGUGCUGUACGAUAAGUUAGGCAGCUUCACUCAUUUCCUUCUCUUACCAAUCUCAAUCUUGCAUCAUUCUACCAAGACGGACUGUUUUGUGUUGACGCGCACCCUGUGACACUAACCUGAGAUGUGGCUGGAGGUGCUGGCGGCGGUGGUGGCGGUGGUGGUGGUAGUGUUGGGCUACAGCAAGUACAAGAGAGCGUAUUGGUCAUCCCGUGGUGUGCCCUGUGUCCCGAAAUCAUUGCCCAUCAUAGGACACUUGCCAAACUUCAUGAAGAAAUCAAGCUGGCUGUACAUGGAUAAGCUGUACAGAGAGCAGGGCGGCGACAAGGUACUGGGGUUGUAUUUCUUCCACAAGCCUCGCCUCUGUGUGGGCGACCCGGAGCUGGUGAAGGCUGUGCUGGUGAAGGAUUUUGACCACUUCGUUGACCGCCCCAGCAUAGGAGUUGAUUUCGGGGACGAGGACUACUUCAAUGAACUCCUGACGAAUAUCAAAGGGGACCACUGGAAGGGCGUGAGGUCCGUGCUGUCACCUUCCUUCACCUCGGGGCUACUCAAGACGAUGUUCCCGCUGGUGGAGGAGAAGGCUGAUCAUUUGGUCACAUAUAUCAAGCAACAUGUCGAAAACGGACGUUCGAUUUACCUAAAAGAAACACUGAGUCUUUACACUCUUGAGGUUAUUUCAUCGUGUGCCUUUGGGGUUGAAACCAGCGCACUGACAGACGGGGACUCAAUCUUCAAACAGAAAGUAGAUGCAUUGUCCACGAAUUCCUCCUGGAGAUUAGCAAAGAUAUUACUUGCUAUGAUGAUGCCGUGGGUCUGUAAAAAACUCAACAUUAGUCUCAGCACGCCAGAGAUCAAGUUCUUCAGGGAGGUGGUGGAGGAGACCAUCAAGAAGAGGGAGCAGGGACAGAAGCGCGGGGACUUCCUGGAUAUCAUGAUGGAGGCACGAGAGGACCAGAAGAACGCUAGUGCCAAGACGCCAAAAUACAAGCUGGAGAACAAAACAGUGGUGGCAAACUCUUUCCUCUUCAUCAUCGCGGGUUUCGAUACCACCUCCACCACCUUGAGCUUCGCCACCUUCCUUCUGGCCAGGUACAAGCACUACCAGGACCGCUUGAGGGAGGAGAUGAGGGGCAUCAUUAGGGAGAACGGAACGCUUACCUACCAAGAAGUGAUGGAGGCCAAGUUGUUGGAUGCUGUGAUUCAAGAAACGCUCCGAAUAUACCCACCUGCACACGCGACGGAAAGGCAAUGUACAAAGGAAUACAGGAUGGCCGAGCAUGAGGUCACCAUAACCCCGGAGGUGACAGUCGUGGUGCCAAUCUGGAGUCUGCACCACGACCCCCGCUACUGGGAGGCGCCUGGAACCUUCAUGCCGGAGAGAUUCCUGCCUGAGAACAAGGACAAGAUUGUGUCUGGUGCCUUCCUUCCCUUUGGUCUUGGCCCGAGAAACUGCAUAGGCAUGCGCUUCGCCCUGAUGAAAGCCAAGCUCGCCUUAGCCAAGCUGCUGCUGAACUUUCAAAUAAGCUGUGUGCCGGGCGAGGAGGAGCUGCAGCUUGACACCACGCCUGGACUGAUGAAGCCCGCCAAGACCACACGCCUCGUCUUCACGCCCCUGGAGUAGAGAGAGAGAGAGAGAGAGAGAGAGAGAGAGAGAGAGAGAGAGAGAGAGAGAGAGAGAGAGCACGGGUGACUUGUGGAAAUUUGACACACACACACACACACACACACACACACACACACACACACACACACACACACACACACACACACACACACACACACACACUGAAAUAAAAUGCGUCAAUGGUUCCUUUACACUUAUCAUGUUUUUAGGGAGAAAACUGCGUCUUGUGUGAUGUCAGGUAAAGUGAGAUGAUGGUGAUGCAUUCUUUUUUUUCCUUAGUGGUUGCUUAAUAGACUUUCAGGGAAAAUGAUCAGCGUGUUAAUGGUUAAAGGUAAACUUGAAGGAUAACAGAUAGAGAUAGAUAAGCAGAUGAACAGAUUGACUGAUAGAUAAGCAGGCGGACAGACAAAUAGAUAGAAAGAUGGAUAGAUAAAGAAAUAGAUAAUAUACGUAUAUAUAAUUGGAUACAAUAAAAAAACAACUUAA